Messenger RNA from Diabrotica balteata, 2631 nucleotides. The record is from the annotation of a GenBank genome assembly. NCBI's taxonomy places the organism in Eukaryota, Metazoa, Arthropoda, Insecta, Coleoptera, Chrysomelidae.
AUGUACACAAUUCAACACGUUAGACGGCCAGAGAAGCCCGAGAAAGAGUGUAUACAUUCGGGUCAUUUUAUGGUAUCAACUUUUGAGGCUGAAGAACAAGAUGAUGAGGACAAUGUAGCUGUUCCUCUUCCAGAAAGCAACAAUGAUACUGUACCAUUACUGCCUCUUAUUUCAGUACAACCAAAAAACAGAAAUAGUUCUAAGGUGCUACAGAAGACACAACAGCAGCUGUCCAUUGACACAAGCUUGGCGAAACUGUUUCAAGCUAUGUCUUUAGCUUAUAGACAAAAAUUAACGUCUCCCAAGUGGAACAGAUUCAGAGGUAUAAGACUUAGAUGGAAAGACAAAAUACGAUUGAACAAUGUUAUAUGGAGGUGUUGGCAUCUACAGUUUAUCAAGAAAGAACAUACGUUGGUCUGUCAGUUUGCCUCCCCUUUAGAUGUAGAUACGCACAAUAAACCUGAGGCUGUUGUACUAGAAGGGAAAUAUUGGAAACGAAAAUUAGCAGCAGUAACCGCAGAGUACAAACGAUGGCGCAUGUUUUACAGGAACAAUAUUCUGGGACACGUUACCAAAGAUGUCACAGAUGCGUUAUUGGAUAUAGAUCUAGGGGAAUGGGACACUAUGACGGUAGACAACAUGAUGGUGGAUGAGGAUUACAUGGGAAUGAUGAGUGAUACUUUAUUUUCUACUAUUGCCAAUCAACCAUUUGUCUUCCCAGACCCCAGGGAAAUGGCCAAGGCAGGAAUAGCAGACUUUAUACAACCCAGUUUAAAUCCAUUACAGCCAAAUUUGGAGGAUUAUAUGGAUUUGGAUCCCUUUCCAGAAUUAAUUAACAGCAAACUCGCUACAGUACCUGAAGAAACCCCCACAUCACAACAGUCUAUACUUUGGGGAUACAUGGAUAAUAGUUUACAUAGUCCGGAAUCAUCGCUGGAGGUGCACAGCAUAGAUCCUUCGAUUCAAGUUAACCCUUACCAGUUAUCCCCUGGUCAUCAAGUCCAGCAAGUACCACAGGUAUCUGUGGUUGAGAGAAAACCACAACAGCAGUCUCAAAACUUAUUACCGAAUAGAUACAACGACAUGGUGUUACCGCAGCAACAACAGUAUCCUGUAUCACCGCCAUCUUAUCAAACUGUGAUCUCUAAAAACAAUAUUCAGAAGCCACCAAAAACUAAUUUGGUAUAUAGUAAAUCAUUGGAUAAUAUUUAUCCGGCAUAUUCACAACAGAAUCCUGUUGGACAAAGUAUAGAUCGAGUUUCAAUGAGUAAUGCGUCACAAAUAACUCAAACCUCUUCACAACAAACUCAACCCCAGCAAAAUCAGCCACAGCAACAGCAGCAGCAACAACAGCCUCAAAUACAAAAAUAUCUUGGUUUUAAAUUAGUUCCAGUUCCAUCUCAAGAUCCAAACCAGGGUUAUAAAUUUUCACUUAUGACCACGCCGACUAUCAAAUUCACCACAACUCAACAAGCACAACAGUCGAUGAUCCAAAAUUAUCCUGGUUUGCCUCAAUAUUCGAGUGUUCCUCGACCUCCAACUAAUGAAGAUAAACAACCGAGGAGACGUGGAGGAACGAGAGGAAGGGGUAGAUCUCGAUCAAACACUAGGGAGCCUAUAAAAAAGCCGCCCUUAGUUUCAGCAGCUAGUGAUCCAUCUCUACUGACACCACAGAAUAGUGUCAUAUUGACACAAUUGUUAACCAAUAACACAGAACCUGCAACGACUGUUUAUAAUCGUAGUAUAAGUCAAGGUAAUCUUGAGAUGCUUCCAGGUUCAUUACAAAUCAAAGAAGAAUCAAAUUCGAUACCUAUACUACCACAGCCUUCAACCACUACACUAAUUUUACCCGCCCAAGUCAAUAUGACCACCGCACAAGCAUCUUCAGAUACGAUGUUACUAAGUUCGUAUAGUAGUUCAAACAGCCCUGUGAUGGACCCUCUGGCCCAAAGUAUUCAUUCACCCACUUCCUCACAAGGUUCAAUCGGCUCUCCUGGUGGUGAAAGUUCGAGUCAUCGGGACAGGAGAUCGGUGCACAUACAUGCCGAACAGAAACGGCGUUAUAAUAUUAAAAAUGGUUUUGAUAUGAUUCAUUCUCUUAUACCGCAUCUUAAUCAAAACCCUAAUGCUAAGUUAAGUAAGGCAGCUAUGUUACAAAAGGGUGCUGAAUAUAUUAGGCAGUUAAGGGAUGAACGAAACCAACUUAAAUCAGAAAUGGAAUCUCUUCGACAACAGAUUGAAAGCCUUAAUGCGGCUAUAAGCAACUGUCAGUCGAUGUUACCCGCCACUGGAGCUCCGGUUUCUCGAAGGAGGGAUAGCCGAAUGCAAGAGAUGUUUGAAGAGUAUGUUCGAAUACGUACUAUGGAAAAUUGGAAGUUUUGGGUCUUUAGCCUUAUUUUUAAACCAUUAUUAAAUUCGUUUAAUAAUUUAGUUUCGAGUUCUAGUCUAGAUGAUUUAUAUCGAUCUACAAUGUUAUGGAUAGAACAACAUUGUACCCUUACAGAUCUCAGACCAGUGGUUUUAAAUUCACUAAGGUAUCUAUGCACAAAGACGGACAUUCUUUCGGAUCCUGAUAAGUUACCAGAGGAGGCAAGACAUAUAGCGCUCGAAAAUAAAAAUCAGAACAAAUAA